CUUGAGUGAACCCAGCCCCAGAACGACCACACUGUGCGGAAGAGCUCGAGGGGGCGGGCAGAGAGGGUUCGCUCGCCUCGCCAAAAUUUGGGAAACCUUAACCUUGGCGUCGGGAGGGAGGGAGGAGUCAAGGUGAUACCCUCCUCCGGUCCGGGGGUUUCCCCGGCGUCGUCCGUCGCGGUGGGCGGCCCCUUUGGCUUUCCACCUGCAGCCGGGCCGGGGGAGGCGGCCAAGGACGGCCCCUUGGCCGGCGGUUGGCUCGGCAGGCAGCCCAUGCUAAUGAGCCCGCGGGUUUAUUGCACCUGCCCGGCCGGCUCGCCUCGCCGGGACCCGCAGCUCGCCAUGCCGCGCUCCUUCCUGGUCAAGAAGCCCUCCAGCACCCGCGUCCCCAACUACGGCCAGCUGGAGACGCGCCGCCGCCAAGAAUCCAGUGGAUCGUGCCACUCCUGGAGAGGUGUAGUGUUACCCCUCCUUGUUCCGGAUGGUGCGGCUUGUUCGGUAGCCUCCUGCGAAGCUGUUUGCUUCUGGGAUCGCAGCUCUGCGGUUGCCUGCCUAUCCCCACCUCUUCCACAGAGCAGUGAAGCCAAAGGGGAGCCUGGUUCGAGUCCCCAAGCUGGUGCUGGGGGCAGCUCCAGAGGCAACUGGGUCCCUGCCGCUCCUCUCCGUGAUAACCAGAACAACCUCAAUCUCCUGUCAGCGUUCAGCCCGCUCCAAAGGAGGACUCCCAACCUAGGCAGCCCUGCGGAGGGAGACGGAGCGAAACUGUUGGGGCAGGAAGAUGUGGCUGCCGACCCCCUGGAGAGGUUUGAGUGUCCAGACUGUCACAAGCCCUACAACACCUUCUCAGGCCUGGCCCGGCACAGGCAGCAGCACUGCAAGCUGCAGGCGGCAGCGGUGAGGAAGUAUUUCAACUGCAAGCACUGUGACAAGGAAUACGCCAGCCUGGGUGCCUUGAAGAUGCACAUUCGCACCCACACCCUGCCAUGCACGUGCAAGAUCUGUGGCAAAGCCUUCUCCCGGCCUUGGCUGCUACAGGGGCAUAUCCGGACGCAUACAGGUGAAAAGCCCUAUACCUGUUCACACUGCAGCCGAGCUUUUGCUGACCGCUCCAACCUCCGUGCCCACCUGCAGACGCAUUCCGACAUCAAGAAAUACCAGUGUCACGCCUGCUUGAAGACCUUCUCCAGGAUGUCCUUGCUUUUGAGGCAUGAGGAGACAGUUUGCUGCCCUGCCACCUGAGAACCCUGUUGCACUUGACUGGCUAUCUGGAAAAUGUAAUCUGAGACUGUUUGGGGAGAUUAGGAGGAUGUGAGCCCUGGAUGACUGAAGAGCUGCAACGCAGAGCCUGGAGUUGCAUCCUGGACUAGAGCAGCAGUUGGGUUUUUUAAAAAAUAAGUUCCAGAGCAUGUGUGGAUUAGCUUCUUAGUUGCAGCAAAAUCUAGUUACAUCUCAAUUUGGGAAAUGGAAGGGUGUACGGCCCCAUAACUCUGUGUGUUUCAAAACCACAAAAGGGGCCUGUGUGUCAGGCUGGCUUUCAAUACCUUGGGCUGAAUUCUUCUGCAAAAGUGUCUCCUCUCAUUGUGGCAUCAUUGAUCCAUCCAAAUGGUCACUUUGCAUACUGGUGCGUCUCCUUGGAUGCAGGGUUGCUUGGCCUCUAGGGGGCCAAGGAGGCCUCUGUUUUGGCAUGACAGGAGGAAAUCCAGGACCACAGAUUUGCUGUCUAUAUCAUCCUUUUGGUGUUUUGCACAAAAAGGAUUUUAAUGUUUCCAUUUUCAGAUGAUUUUUAUUAUGGCUUUCAGUCUUCUUCUUGCUACCUGCUACAGUCACUUUGUGGUCAUGAAUUCCUAGUUUCCAGAAGCUUGUCUUCUGGUGUCUUUACAUUCAAAAAGAGAGGAAUGAAUGAUAGGAGACUGAGCCUGCCAUAUGAUCCCUCUGUGGUGAGAGGGAGGGCCCAAGGGCAACAGUUGAAUUGCAAGUUGUCUACUCGACUGCCUUGGGCAGGAGACCUGCUGUGACUCUUGCUCAUCUGAUCCAAGGUCUCUGCUUCCAGCCAUGCCGGGGCCGUUCAGCAAUUCCUGGGAGGGCGGUGGCAAAGUGAGGGAGGGCUCAGAGUGAUCCUCAGCUGCUGCCGCUUGCAGUGCCUCUGCUUUCCUUCCUGUUCAGCUUGGGGAAGGGGGGUGGGUAAAGCAGAAGGGGCAGCUGCAACAGCAUGGCAACCAAGCUGGAUCUUGGCUUGCAAGCUUCUGGUUUUGAGCACAAGGCUGACAAAUUCCAGGAGUAGUGUGGGACCCGAUGCAGCCUUGGUGGGCUCAUGUGCUGCUGCUGCAUCUAAGCAUCCUCUGCUACAAGUGCAGCCAGCUGUUCUUGAUCCUGGCUGCUGCUGGGCAAGCCAUAGGUUUCACUGGGAAAGGGUAGCAUAGCUCAGUGGUGUGGGCAGAGCUUGGAAAAGUUACUUUUUUAAAACUACAACUCCCAUCAGCCCCAGUCAGCAUAGCCACUGGAUUGGGCUGAUGGGAGUUGUAGUUCAAAAAAGUAAAUUUUCCAAGCUCUGGGUGUGGGACAUGUUCCGAUUGCAGAAGGCUUUAGGUCCAAUCCCUGCCACCUCCUGUGUUGUUGUUUUUUUAAAAGGAUCUUUGGGCCAAGAUAUGUUAGCUAUGCAGCUGUGACUUUUUUUUAAGUGCAGAGUUACUGGCUUUUCCCAAAACAAUUGCCAGUGUGGUGGCCCCACUUUGGAUCGGGACCCUAGCAUGGGGAAUAAGGGGCUUUAACCUUUCUCCCUCAUUGCUGUGAUCCUAAUUUGGAUCAGGUGGUGGUGGUAGCACACAUACAAUUUGGAUUGGGGAGGGGGACCCCCUCACAGUUGCUUCAAUGGGAACUGGCUGGGGCUGAUGGGAGUUGUAGUCCUAAACAUAUGGAGGGCACCCAGUGGGCAAAGACUGGUAUAGACAAAACUGGGCUCAGUUGACAAAUAACCUGAUUUGCCAUGAAUACUGAUGUCAGUGUUUAAAAUAAUUCACCAGGGCCUGGGCAUCCAGUAUAGUCACCACCAUCACCACCAGGUAAAAUCUGUCCACGAGGAAAUUCAGUAGUGGUGGUCUCCUGAAGUACUGGGUUGCCUACUUGGUGUAGGCCCAUUUAAAUUAAUGGACCUGACUAACUUUGAUUAGUCAAUGGGUCUACUUGAUGUAUGUGCUUAUUCUUUUGCCUCGGAUAUAACUCUUUAGCUGUGUUUAUAGAGAAAUUGAAUAAAGAAAUGUUUUUUAGAAA
Molecule: messenger RNA, 3267 nt
Organism: Rhineura floridana
Lineage: Eukaryota; Metazoa; Chordata; Lepidosauria; Squamata; Rhineuridae
Gene: SNAI3
Product: snail family transcriptional repressor 3
Exons: 3
Coding region: 274-1239 (321 amino acids)
Biological process (GO): regulation of DNA-templated transcription
Molecular function (GO): RNA polymerase II cis-regulatory region sequence-specific DNA binding; DNA-binding transcription factor activity, RNA polymerase II-specific
Source: RefSeq, a predicted model, not a curated record